Enterobius vermicularis (human pinworm) is the source of this 630-nucleotide messenger RNA. The record is from the annotation of a GenBank genome assembly. Lineage: Eukaryota; Metazoa; Nematoda; Chromadorea; Rhabditida; Oxyuridae.
GAGAACUUUAAUAUCGUUAUGCCCAGUGAACGCCAAAUUUUGGAAGCUUACAAAGAAAAACUGAUCGAGGAAGCAGAAAAAUUGGUUUUAGAAGAAUUUCCAAAGAAGGUUAUAGAAUUUAACGCUUUACUUGAGAAUGGUCAGUUCUCUUAUGAUCGUACUCCUGUUUAUGGUUUUAUUAAUGGAGUUGUUAAAUGCAACGAAAAACUUGCUGAAUUGACUGAUAUCACUCGUCCUAUGUUGCGCGACGCUGUUGAAGUUGUCAAUAAGGUGAAAAUAUGGAUCUUGUUUUUGAUACCAAGGAUAGAAGAUGGGAAUAAUUUUGGAGUGUCAAUACAAGAAGAGGCGCUUAGUGAAGUUCGUACCGUUGAGGGAGAAGCUGCAUCUUUUCUUGACCAAAUGUCUCGGUAUUUUGUAAGCAGGGCACGUUUGGUAACGAAGAUAGCUAAAUAUCCACAUGUUGAAGAUUAUCGUAGGGCUAUCCUCGACAUGGAUGAGAAGCAGUUUAUCAACAUACGACUUGUACUUAUGGAGAUGCGUAAUCAUUUUGCUACGUUACAUGACAUGAUAACAAAGAAUUAUGAGAAGAUCAAGACUCCGAGGAGCAACAAUACAGAGCACAUGUACUAA